Botrytis sinoallii is the source of this 2531-nucleotide messenger RNA. RefSeq lists its product as uncharacterized. The record is from RefSeq and is a predicted model, not a curated record. The transcript is spliced from 4 exons. NCBI's taxonomy places the organism in Eukaryota, Fungi, Ascomycota, Leotiomycetes, Helotiales, Sclerotiniaceae. Gene Ontology annotation, molecular function: metal ion binding; alcohol dehydrogenase (NAD+) activity. The coding region runs from base 841 to 2334 and encodes 497 amino acids. Gene Ontology annotation, cellular component: mitochondrion.
CGGACAUGGGUGGGGUGGGGGAGCUUUCCCCGCCUUUUGGUGGGAUGAGAAUGGAGACGUCAUUUAUUGCGUGUACUAGGUUAUGUAUGUAUGGAUACGUGUUUGAAUGUUCGACUGUGAGUUGUGAGUUGAGUUGUAUUUUACUGGAUUGUUGUUGUUGUUGUUUCUUAUAUGUAAGUAAGGAAUAUUCAAGCAAAGGGAUAUAUAAGGAAGGAAAGGGAUAUAGAAGGAAGAGGAUUGAUUGAGAUUGAGAUUGAGAUUGUACUUGAGAUUGAGAACAGGUGCCAGGCGACGAUUUGUAGUCUGCGACGGAUACGGGAUUGAAUUUUUGAGGAAGGUUUGAAAGUUUGAGAAGUUGGGAUUUUGAGAUUGGGAUUGGGAUUGAGAUUGGGAUUGGGAUUCGAAAAGAGGAGAAGGAGAGGAGACGGAUAAACGGACGGACGAUCGGACGAUCGGACAAAGGGACGAGAGAGAAAGAGAGGAAAAGAGAAAGGGAUAGAAGAAUAAGAAUAAGGGAAAGAAAAUACGAAAGGGAAGGAGAAGAACGAGAGAAGAGAAAGAAGAAUACGAGAUAGCACGGAGGAUAGGGAUAGUAAGAGGAAAAAAUACUUGGGUAUCCAGGUUCGGAAAGAGGAAAGAUAGGAAAAUAGGGGAAGGAACGAGAGUACACGAACGGACGGGAACGAAGUGGGAGAACGAACUGGGAGAACGGAACGAAAUAUAAUAGGAAACGAAAUAUAGUAGGAAACGAAAUAUAGUAUAAGAAUAAUAAGAGACGGACAGAGAGACAGGGAGACAGAGAGACGGACAGACAGAGAGACAGAGAUAGAGAUUGCAAAGAUGUCGGCGAUACGGGUUGCUCCUACGAAAGCCGCUCGAGCCAUGAACCUCCUCCGCACAAUCCAAUACACCCACCCGCCCUCCUGCCCCUGCCACAACAAUCCCUCGCACCAUCACCACCACCCCAGCUCCUCUCUCCUCUCCCAAACCAAACGGAAUCUCCAGCGUAACUAUGCCACGCCCAUGGACCCCACGCGCGAAAAAGAAUAUGCGUUUGAGAUGGCGGCUUCGUCGAUACGGUUUGGACCGGGGGUGACGAGGGAGGUGGGUACGGAUUUUAAGAAUUUGGGGAGUAAGAGGGUGCUUGUUGUUACGGAUGGGGUAGUGAAAGAGUUAGAAGCGAUGAAGCAGGUUAGGGAGGGUCUUGGGAGGGAGGGAGUGGAAUUUGAGGUUUUUGAGGGGACCAGGGUGGAGCCGAAGGAUACGAGUAUCAAAGAAGCAAUCCAGUUCUCCAAGAACUAUCAACCAGAUGCUUUUCUAGCAGUCGGUGGUGGCUCAGUUAUAGACACUGCCAAACUCAUGAAUCUGUAUACCUGUUAUCCAGAUGCCGAUUUCAUGGAUUUCGUAAAUGCACCACUUGGUAAAGGUAGACCUAUAGAUAAAACUCUCUUACCUCUCAUAGCCGUUCCCACCACCGCCGGAACCGGCUCCGAAACAACCGGUACCGCCAUCUUCGAUCUCGUCUCUCAUAAAGCCAAAACAGGUAUCGCUCAUCGAAACCUCAAACCCCUCCUCGGUAUAUGCGAUCCUCUCAAUACACGCACGAUGCCAUCUGCUGUACACGCUAGCUCAGGUUUAGAUGUUCUCUGUCACAGUUUGGAAAGUUGGACCGCGAUCCCCUAUUAUGAGAGGACGCCCAGACCUCAAAAUCCAAUCAUGAGACCGGCGUACCAGGGGGCCAAUCCGAUUAGUGAUAUUUUUUCUCUGCAGGCGUUGAAGAGUACGGCGAAGUAUUUGCCAAGGGCCACGAAAGAUCCGGAGGAUUAUGAGGCGCAGAGUCAGAUGUUGUUGGCGGCUACUUUGGCGGGAGUGGGAUUUGGUAAUGCGGGAGUGCAUUUGUGUCAUGGAAUGUCGUACCCAAUAUCCGGUCAAAAUCCCGGCUACACGCACCCCGGCUACGUAACCAAAACCCCCAUCAUUCCUCACGGCGUAUCCGUUGCCGUUUCCGCCCCCGCCGUCUUCCGCUUCACCGGUGCAUCGAACCCGGAACGUCAUCUGCAAGCAGCAGAAUGCUUUGGUGUUGAUAUCUCGAAUGUGAAGAAGGAAAGCGCGGGUGCGGUCUUGGCAGAAGCGUUGGAGGAGUUUCUAGAGGAGUUGGGGGAUCAGCCGAGGGGUCUGAAGGAUUUGGGGUUCAAGAGGGAACAUAUUGAUGGGUUGAUUGAGGGGACUUUGCCGCAGAAGAGAGUUUUGAUGUUGGCGCCGAAUUUGGCGGAGGAGGUGGGGGAGGAGAGGGAACAGUUGAGAGGGCUGUUUGAGGAUGCUAUGGGGGAUUGAUUGAUGGGUUUGUUUUGUUAGUUUAUCGGUUUGUGAAGUGUUUGUGAAGUGUUUUUUUUUUGAGAAGUUUUGUCUGUCGUAUGUAUGCAUGUAUGUAUUGUACUGUACUGGACUCAAGUAUGAUUGUUCAACACAGUAUAAAAUUUAUAUCGUUCGUUACGUUACUGUUAUUUGAUUUUCUAUAAAGGAAUGGUCAA